AUGGCUGGAAGCGAAGGCGCGGCCAAGGCGCUUCACGACAGGUCGGUGGGGCUGAAGCUGGGCGACCGCUUUCCGGACUUCGAGGCGGACACGAGCACGGGCCGCAUCAAGUGGCACGACUACAUCGACGGCAGCUGGGCCAUUCUCUUCUCGCACCCUGCUGACUUCACCCCUGUGUGCACGACGGAGCUGGGCAGCGUGGCGAAGUUCGCAGAGGAAUUCGCGAAGAAGGGUGUGAAGGUGGCGGCUCUGAGCUGCGACAGCGCUGACUCGCACCGCGCGUGGAUUAGCGACAUAGAGGCCUUCACUCCAGGCGUCAAGGUCACUUAUCCAAUAAUCGCGGACCCGAGUCGCGACAUCGCGGUGAAGUUGGGCAUGCUGGAUCCCGUGGCGAAGGAUGCAGCGGGGCUGCCUCUGACUGCGCGCGCCGUGUUCGUGGUGGGCCCGGAUAAGGCGCUCAAGCUCGCCAUCCUGUAUCCUGCCACCACUGGCCGCAACUUCCAUGAGAUUCUGCGGGUGAUAGACAGCCUUCAGCUGACUGCCAAGUACAGCGUGGCGACGCCAGUGGAUUGGAAGCACGGAGAUGAUGUCAUCGUGGCUCCAUCAGUCAGCAACGAGGCAGCCAACGAAAAGUUCCCCAAGGGCUUCAAGACGGUUGAUCUUCCCUCAGGGAAGUCUUAUCUCCGGACAACACCACAGCCAGACCUGUGA
Closterium sp. Yama58-4 is the source of this 711-nucleotide messenger RNA. Lineage: Eukaryota; Viridiplantae; Streptophyta; Zygnematophyceae; Desmidiales; Closteriaceae. The record is from the annotation of a GenBank genome assembly.